Cydia strobilella is the source of this 1193-nucleotide messenger RNA. RefSeq names its product palmitoyltransferase ZDHHC11. Gene Ontology annotation, cellular component: Golgi apparatus; endoplasmic reticulum. Gene Ontology annotation, molecular function: protein-cysteine S-palmitoyltransferase activity. Bases 215 to 1150 code for a protein of 311 amino acids. Lineage: Eukaryota; Metazoa; Arthropoda; Insecta; Lepidoptera; Tortricidae. The record is from RefSeq and is a predicted model, not a curated record. Gene Ontology annotation, biological process: peptidyl-L-cysteine S-palmitoylation; protein targeting to membrane. The transcript is spliced from 2 exons.
GCGCCACUAGUUUCAUAAUUAGUAUGAAAUCAUGUUAGUUCCUUGUUUGGCCACCGGAACAUUGUAAGUUUGUGGUGUUAAAUCGGCAAAUUCGUUUCCGCUUGCGCGCGCAUCGUCCUAUUGAACUUUUCGAUUCAGGGGCCUAAACAAUAUAACUAUUCCGUCGAUGUCAAUUGUAUAGAAAUAUAAUAAAAUAUUAUAUAAUUAGUCACAAAUGGCCAAAUGUUGCACUAUUGAGCGAACCCCAAGACCUCAGCUCAAUAUCCAGUUUCAGGAGUUAAAAAUAAUUUCAUUGACCAUCUUUAUCAUUUUAUACGUAACGCACAUCGUGUCACACAGUGCCGCGUUACUAUUGGACCCGAGCGAAGAAGACCUGAAGAAACUUAAAGUGAAUAAUGUGCCAGAAUUCGAUCGAAGCAUCCACACCCACGUCAUCGAAAAUGGGAGGUGUCACCUGUGCAACAUUUACACGAGCAGCAAAAAAACAAAACACUGCAGCAUUUGCAACAAGUGCGUCGAUCGCUUCGACCACCACUGCAAAUGGUUGAAUAACUGCGUCGGUCAGAGGAACUAUGCGGCCUUCAUCACAGCCGCUGCCACCGCAUUAUUCAUAUCCAUGUUCACGUCGUGUUUGUGCCUUACAGACAUUAUUCUAUUCCUAUCGUACCCACAAAAGUUAAGCGUAUCCGCACAGCAAUUUAUUAACUGCUCGAUCUACGAGGCGACCAGUUACAAUAAGUAUUGUAAGAACUCUAUAUGUUUUUUAGUGUUUCUUAUUGUACUGUGUGUAAGUGCCUUUGCAAUAGCAUGUGCCUUGUUGCAUCUGUGUUGUUUUCAUGUUUAUAUAUGGAUUUUAGGCGUAUCUACAUACGAAUACAUUGUUAAAAGUGGAACACCCGAUGCUCCAAGAAUACAAUGUAUCCCUAACGGAUCCUGUUGUAGAAAGAGAUGUACAAAGAAAUUGUAUCGAAUAAAAAAGAAUCACGAUACUGUAAUGGGUUCGGAAGAUCCAGGAAAAACCGUAAACAGCGAAGCAAAUGUCAACAAUCUGAUUGGUAUUUUAAUUAAUCAUGAAUUGGAUAAAGCUAAAACGCUGUUCCUGUAUGACAAAAAUAAGAUACAUCCUGAAAAUGGUAUUGCGGAACGGUAACAGAGUUUGGGUUGAAGACACUGAGUAAAGCAGGUCACUUAUG